AUGUUUACCCUUCGAGAUCUCUUUGUUCGAAUUGAACCUUUUCGUAGUGCUAUACUAUCUCUCCUUCGCCCAUUUGAUAUCUCAAGGCUCUUGCAGGCUACUUGCUGUAAUCUUUCAGAAUGGGAGAAAGGAGAGUACCUUAACUUCCUUGACGAUGUCUUUGAAGAUUCUUCUGUAAUCUCUCAGAUGGUGGAAUCCGGCAUGAAAGUUCGAAUUCUUGGCUCAGAUGUUGCAAGACUUCAAAAGAGACUACGUCAUUCUACGCCAUACAGUGUCUUGUCCGCAACCCAGGAAUUCCACCUCUUUGUUCUUGUAUCGGAUUCUUCAAGAGACUCAAAAAGCCACCCAACUUUAGUUCGAGAUUUCCGCCAAAUAUCUGAACAAGGCUUUGUGCCGGAAGAUCUCAGUCUUGUAGAACUUCAAUCUCGUUUUGAUACAUCAGUUGCCAGGCAGAUUGCCUCCUUCUCCCGUUGGAUCCUCUGUGCGCCGUACCUGGCUGGUACAAUGCCAAACAACUUGCCCGGAUGGAUUCCACUCUUAAGUACACGACCCCACAUGCACGUACGCACGUACAUAUCAACAUACAAUGAUUGCAAUGGCAAAAUUCUACACAUGGAUUAUAAUCUUACUAAAAAGCUUUUUGGCCUGAGAACACACGAGAGUCUACUCGGUAACGUGUCGGACCUAACAACUCACUGUCUCACACUGGAAAGAUCUGGCUCGAGCGCGCGACAGAUCAGAGGAAACUUUGUGAUAGGCUUCCUUCAUGACUUUUUAGAGGAGACCCAACGUAGAGGGGAGGUUCAGUUUGUUAUUACACAUACUUUGUAUUCUUCACAUUGUUAUGUAGCUGUAGAGAUCCGAUAA
This is a messenger RNA of Didymella exigua CBS 183.55, 867 nucleotides long. RefSeq lists its product as uncharacterized. The transcript has a single exon. The coding region runs from base 1 to 867 and encodes 288 amino acids. Lineage: Eukaryota; Fungi; Ascomycota; Dothideomycetes; Pleosporales; Didymellaceae. The record is from RefSeq and is a predicted model, not a curated record.